This is a messenger RNA of Puntigrus tetrazona (Sumatra barb), 2309 nucleotides long. It is a transcript of the gene bin2b, whose product is annotated as bridging integrator 2b. Gene Ontology annotation, biological process: plasma membrane tubulation; phagocytosis, engulfment; podosome assembly. NCBI's taxonomy places the organism in Eukaryota, Metazoa, Chordata, Actinopteri, Cypriniformes, Cyprinidae. The transcript is spliced from 12 exons. The record is from RefSeq and is a predicted model, not a curated record. Gene Ontology annotation, molecular function: phospholipid binding; protein binding. Gene Ontology annotation, cellular component: cytoplasm; plasma membrane; phagocytic cup. The coding region runs from base 165 to 1745 and encodes 526 amino acids.
UGGUCCCGCGAGUUUCAGUCUUUAAAGCCAGCAGCAGGCGAACUAACUGUACUUUCACACCCACUCUCUCUGCUCACUCCGCCCAGGAACCGUCCGUUUAUAGAAGGAAGCGCCGAGACAUCAGAGAGAAGGCUCGCUCGUGUGCCAGCUGAUCAGAAGUGAAGAUGGCUGAGGGAAAAGGUGGCAACAUCGGGGGCAACAUUGGCGCGGGAGCUGGCAUCCUGGCCAAGCGCUUUCAGAAAUCAAUGAACCGAGCACAAGAGAAGGUCCUGCAGAAGCUGGGCAAAACAAUGGAGACAAAAGACGAGCAGUUUGAAGAGUGCUCUGCCAACUUGAACAAACAGCAGGCUGAUGGCAUCCGGCUCUAUAAGGAUGUUAAAUCAUACUACAAUGCUGUUAAAGUGAUGCAUGAAUCAUCCAAACGCCUGUCCCAGACUCUUAAAGAUAUCUACGAACCAGAUUGGCAUGGUGUAGAAGACCUGACUGUUAUAAUGGAGAGUGAGGAUCUCCUCUGGAAUGACUAUGAGGAAAAGCUGAACGAUCAAGUUGUUCGGACAAUGGAGAAUUAUACCGGACAGUUCCAAGAUGUCAAAGAAAGAGUAGCUAAACGAGGAAGGAAACUGGUUGACUAUGAUUCAGCUCGACAUCAUCUUGAGGCACUGCAGAACUCCAAAAAGAGAGAUGAGGCCAAAAUAUCAAAGGCUGAGGAGGAGUUCAAUAAAGCACAGGAGGUAUUUGAAGACAUUAACAAGGAGUUAAGAGAGGAGCUGCCUGUUCUUUAUCAAAGUCGUAUAAGCUGCUAUGUCACCAUGUUUCAGAACAUUUCAAACCUACGUGAUGUCUUCUACAAGGAAAUGAGUAUGUUGAAUCACAACAUUUAUAACAUGAUGAAGAAACUUGAAGAUCAGCACUCCACCAAACCCUUCAUCGUCAAAGGCCUUAAUAGUUCAAAGUCAAAGAAGAGAAAGUCUGUUACGAUCUCUGCCCCCAUCCCCUGCAACACCGCCUUCCCUCCCGAUCAUCCGGCCAUGAGCAAGCUCAGCAUGCCCAGCACCCUCACACACACAGACACUCUCUCAAAGAGCACAGGGAGCACAGCAUCAGAAAUAUCAGACUCCGACUCCUUUGACAGUGAACCCAACACACCCAAGCGGCAGUCUUUGUGUUCGGAGGGUGAAGGGGUUCGGUCUGAGGAAGCCACUGAAAACGCAUCAGAAACCAGCAAUGAUCAGUCUGUGCAAGCCAACGGCCAGGAACAUCAAGAUUCAGUGUCUGCUGCUGAGCACAGAGAAGAAGAGGAGGAUAAACCGGCAGCAGCAUCAGAAGAAACCCAUCGCGCCACGAAAGAUGGAGACAACGAGGAUAAGCCCUUAUCAGACGCCCGAGACAAAACUGCACCAGUCCCAACUCCUCGAAGAUCCAGCACCUCGAAGAAAGAUGAAGAAGAGACUAAUCAAAAUACAUCGGGAAGCACUGAAGAUUUGAAAGUCCAAAAGACAGAGUAUGAAAAUCCUCCCCGCUUCCUCUAUAAGGCUGUUGCUCUGCAGAAUCAAGACUCAGAUGAAGGUGUGCUUCUACAGUUUGGAAAGGGAGAUGUCAUCCUUGUAUACGUCGACGAAGAAGAAGAAAAGCCGGAGGGCACUGUGUGGGGCGUGAGAGAGCAGGACUGGAUCCAGUACAAGGAUCUAACGCUUCUCUCUGGCAUUGUCGAAGAGGCCAUGAUCCAGCGCAUCACCUCUGAUUAAGACAUGUCACGAAGUGGAGGAUGCAAGAAAGUAUGUGAACCAGAGGUCCCUUAAGUGCCCAUCUGAGGCCCUCGUGACUGGAUGUUGUAAUAUGAACUCUGUCUGCCCUUUCCUCUAGACAUGAAAGACACCUUUUCAUAGUGUCUUUACAGUCUGUCUGUUUUCAGAGUGUUUUAGAAAUCUUAAUAUUGAUCACUUGAUUUAUAUAUUAUUGAUAGUUUUGUAGUUGUAUCUUCACUGUUCAUUUGCAUGAACGUACCCACGUAUUGUGUAUCAGUAAAAUAUUAGUAUUAUUAUGCAAAAAAUAUUUCGAAAACAUUUUCUAAGCGAUGAGUAUUAAAACACUUUUUAUGUAGCUGUUCCAAUGGUUUCUUCUUUAUAUGUUUGUUAACCAUGUAAUGUUGUCUAUGUUGUUUCUAACAUCUCAGUGUUAAGAUUGACUACCAAGAUUUUCACAAUGUUUACAAGACCCAGAAAAGUGUAUUACUGUGAAACUGCUUUCUUAAAUGUACAGAGAACAUAGUUUUUUUUUCUACAAUAAAGUUGACUAAUAUAGCUAAAAUA